Messenger RNA from Impatiens glandulifera, 408 nucleotides. Its product is annotated as heavy metal-associated isoprenylated plant protein 19-like. The transcript has 3 exons. Lineage: Eukaryota; Viridiplantae; Streptophyta; Magnoliopsida; Ericales; Balsaminaceae. Gene Ontology annotation, molecular function: metal ion binding. The record is from RefSeq and is a predicted model, not a curated record. Bases 1 to 408 code for a protein of 135 amino acids.
AUGGCGGAAGAACAGAUCUACACUAUCAACGAUAAAGAACCAGAAGACGAAGUUACCGUUAUAGAAUUCAAAAUAUACAUGCACUGUAAUGCUUGUGAAAGAACCGUCGCUAAAGCCAUAUCCAAAAUCAAAGGGGUGGAGAAAUUUGUGACGGAUAUGGAGAAUGAUAGAGUGAUUAUAAUGGGGAAGAUCGAUCCGGUUAAAGUAGAGAAGAAAUUGAGGAAGAAAAUCGGGAAGAGGGUAGAGAUUAUUAUGGAGAUUAAUGAAGAUGAUGAUUUGGACCAGAAUAAUGACACCGAUCAAUCUCCGGCGACUUCACAUGAUAUGUCCGGCGCCGGACUUAUUCCGUCGUUAUCUUUAAUUACUAUGUUCAGCGAUGAGAAUCCUAAUGCUUGUUCCAUAUUGUAG